Equus quagga is the source of this 6942-nucleotide messenger RNA. RefSeq names its product cytochrome P450 7B1. NCBI's taxonomy places the organism in Eukaryota, Metazoa, Chordata, Mammalia, Perissodactyla, Equidae. Gene Ontology annotation, biological process: cholesterol homeostasis; bile acid biosynthetic process. Gene Ontology annotation, molecular function: oxidoreductase activity, acting on paired donors, with incorporation or reduction of molecular oxygen; heme binding; iron ion binding. Bases 205 to 1713 code for a protein of 502 amino acids. The transcript is spliced from 6 exons. The record is from RefSeq and is a predicted model, not a curated record.
GCGUGGGUGGGCUGGGGGAGGGGAGUCCAGGAACUUUGAGUCUCAGCCUCAGGGGCCGCGGUGACAUUCCCGCCAGCGCCACCCGCAGUCGGCCACUCGGCCCGGACCGGGGGAUCGCAGCCGAGAGAAGCCGCCAAGAGAGAGACCCGGGGCUACCCACCGCGGCGGCACGCGAACCGGCCGGCAGAAGACGUGUCCGCGGGCAUGGGCCGCCUCUGGCUGGAGCCGUGGCUGCCGCAGCUCCUCUGCCUCCCGGGCCUGGCUCUGGCCGUGGCCCUGCUGCUCCUGCUCCUGUGUCUGCGCGCCCAGCGCACCAGGAGACCUGGUGAGCCUCCAUUGAUAAAAGGCUGGCUUCCUUACCUUGGAGAGUCCCUGAAAUUACAAAAAGAUGCCUUAGGUUUCUUGAAAACUCUUCAAAAGCAGCAUGGUGAAAUUUUCACCAUUCUCCUUGCAGGAAAGUACAUAACGUUUAUCCUGGACCCUUUCCAGUUCCAGUUAGUGAUGAAAAAUCACAAAUUAAGCUUUCGAAUAUUUAGUAAUAAAAUAACAGUGAAAGCAUUUUCCAUCAAAAAGUUGGUAACCAAUGAUGACCUGAAUAAUGAGCUUCAUGUCUGCUAUCAAUGUUUAAGAGGGAAAUCUUUGGACGUACUCAUGGAAAACAUGAUGCAGAAUCUAAAACAAGUUUUUGAACCCCAACUAUUAAAAACCACAAAUUGGGAGAUGGCAUGCCUGUUGACAUUCUGCAGCUCAGUAAUAUUUGAGAUCACAUUUACAACCAUACAUGGAAAACUUCUUGCUGGAGAUAGGAAAAAAUUUAUUACUGAGCUAAGAGAAGAUAUGUUAAAAUUUGAUGACAAAUUCCCGUAUUUAGCAUCAGACAUACCCAUUGAACUUCUAGGAAACGUCAAGUCUAUUCGAAAGAAACUUAUAAAACUCUUGACAUCAGAAAACUUAGCUAAGAUACGAGGAUGGUCAGAAGUUGUUCAAAUGAGGCAAGAUAUCCUGGAGAAAUACUAUAUGCCCAAGGACUUUGAAAUAGGAGCACAUCAUUUUGGCUUUCUCUGGGCCUCUGUGACAAACACUAUUCCAACUAUGUUCUGGGCGAUGUAUUACCUUCUACGGCACCCAGAAGCUAUGGCAGUGCUGCGUGACGAAAUUGACCAUUUGCUGCAGUCAACAGGUCAAAAGAAAGGGUCUGGAUUUUCCAUCCACCUCACCAGAGAACAAUUGGACAGCCUGGUCUACCUAGAAAGCACGAUUCUUGAGGUUUUACGACUAUGCUCAUUUUCUGUCAUCAUGCGUUUUGUUGAAGAAGAUUUGACUCUACCUUCAGAGACUGGGGACUACUGUCUGCGAAAGGGAGAUUCAAUAGCCAUCUUUCCUGCAGCUUUACACCAUGACCCUGAAAUAUAUGAAGCUCCAGAGGAGUUUAGAUUUGAUCGUUUUGUAGAAGACGGUAAGAAGAAAACUACCUUUUUCAAAGGAGGGAAGAAGCUGAAAUAUUACCUAUUGCCAUUUGGAUUUGGAGCCAGCAAAUGUCCAGGCCGAUUUUUGGCAAUUAUGGAAAUAAAGCAAUUGUUAGUUGUACUUUUAACUUAUUUUGAUUUAGAAAUAAUGGACCAAAAACCUAUCGAACUAAACCGCAGCCGCCUUUUGUUUGGUAUUCAGCAUCCGGAUUCUGAUGUUUCAUUUAGGUACAAAGUAAAAACUUAAAGAAGCUCAAGGAAAGAAAAGAAAUCCAUCAAAACUAACCUAAAUGUCCUCAGCUCAUCUAUGUGGUUUUAAUUUCUGCAAAUGUAAUUGCUUUGCAAAAGCAAAAUCCAUCAUAAAAUAAAACAGGAUGAUGGCAUGAAAAUGGACACCAAAAUCAACAUGAUGAUAAACUUAAAAUAGUUUUUUUUAAGUUUCUACAUAUUGUGAUUUUCACCUGUCAUAGUAAAUGUGCCUUCACAUCAAUAGAUGUGGCACUGUGGGGUUUGUCACUCAAAUUCUUUUCUAAUAAUAAAAAUGCACUUUAUGUGCUACUGGAAAUUUGUGCUGGAAAUGGACACAGUCUAACAAAUUCCAAGUUCUCAGAGAAGAAGGAAAUUAAAUUUCCAUGAGAUGCACUGGAUGAAAUGUUCCCUUCAAGUAUAAUAUCAAUAAUAUCUAUAUUGCCAGGCUACGUUUGCAUUAAAUGAGUUUUGCAGUAGAUUAAAUGCUUCAACUUCACUUCAAUAUUUAAUCAGCCAUAAAUGCUCUUUAUUACUUUGUAUACUAUAGUUCAAUAGAACAAAAUUUCUUGUUAUAUAAGAACACUGCUAUUCAAGUUAGAUACCGCUAAGAUUUAAUGUAUAAGAACACACAAAACCUAUUAUAUAUUCAGCAAUUGCCCUAGACAUUAGUAUUAGGUUUGUUGUAGGAGGAAAUGUUGAAAUCAUUACAGGAUUGAUUGUAGCAUUUGGCUUUAGUAUAAACUAUAAAGGUUAUGCUAGCAUUGCAAUUAACUCUCUCCUAAAUGCUUCCACUUAUAUAAACUGAGAAACUAGAUAGCAAUAUUUGUUCUCAACACCUCACCUUUUGGACUUGGAGUUUAUUUGUAUUAUUUUGAAUUACAACAUUAUGUAAUGCAGUAUAAUUUCACAUGCCAUAAUGCAGCAUUGUGUCGAUGAUUCAAAGAUUUCUAAUAUCAGAUUACCCAGUGAUUGUCUGGCAUCUGACAUAAAUGAUGCUGCUGUAUAUAAACAAGCAAAGUAGGUAAUAAAAACCAGUUAAUUCAUGCUGCAUUAGUUGGAACUUCUAAUAUUUCAGAAAUGUGCUAUUGUUUUUUAAAAAGGAAACUGAAUUUUUAAAAUAACGUUAUAAAAUACUCACUAUACUUAAUAAGUAAAUAGAUUUUCUAGCGUUUAUUUUCUGCAUCCCAAAGUACGUGCUCUAAACAUUCCUUAGUGAAGGUCUGUUGGUCUAAAUUCUGGUUUUGCUUGAUUGACAAUGUUUUCAUUUUUGCCCUUGUUCUUCAAAGAUGAUUUCACUAGAUGCACAAGUCUAGGGUAACAGUCAUUUCCUCACAGCACUUUGAAGACAUUGCAUGUUCUUAAGGCUUCCAUUGUUGUUACCAGGAGGUUAGUAGCCUUUGGUCCGUUUAAUUAUUCAGUCGGUAGUCUGCCUUUUCGCUCUGCCAGCUCUAACGUGUUCUCUUUGCCUUUGAUGUUCUUAGUUUCUUCCUGUUUAUCCUGGUUGCACCUCAUGGUGCUUCUUGGGUCUGAGAAUGUGUGUCUUUCAUCAAGUGUGGGAUAUUCUCAACCAUUAUCUCUGAAUAGUACCUCUCUCAGGCUCUGUUUUAGAUCUUCUCACUCUAUACUCCAUACUGUUUGACCUUUUCUCCUCAUAUUUGUCUUUCUCCAAUUUACAUUCUAGGUAAUUUCUUUAGAUCUCUCUUCUGGUUUAUUCUCCAUUCAAUGUAUCUAAUCUGCUCUUUAACUUAUCCAUUGAAUUUGUUUCUUCCUUCUUUUUAUUUUAGCCUUAGGUUCAUAAAAUUGAGUAAUCAUACUCCUUAUACACCUUAAUUCAUGGUACACAAUGAUAAUUGGUCCAAGCAAGGCCUCUCUGACUUUAUUUACUUAUUCUAUUUUAUCUCUAAUUCCAACCAUCAUAACUCUUCCCAUCAUAGGCAAACAUUCUAAUGUGUUAGAUGUGCAUCCUUUUAUUUGUGUAUGUUUUUAUAAAACAUAUAUUAUUAUCCUGGGUGCAUAUGUUUUUAAUUUACAUAAAUGUAUUUUCUAUAAAUCAUAUUAUUCUCAGUUUUCUUACUAAGCUGUAUGUUUUUAAGAAUACAUCUACAUUGCUUUGUAUAUUUAAUCUAUUGCUUCUAACUGCUGCAUAGUAUUCAGUAAUGUACACCCCCUGUAUUUUAGUGAUCUGUUCACCCAGUGAUGAAAACUGUGUCUGUGGGACAGUUAAUUUGGGGGAGAGCCAAAGCAGAACCUAAAAACUCUACCCCUAUACAUCCUCCCCCUGCUGUGCCCAACCACCAUCCACAACGGGCUGCUGCAAAGCCCGUCCUUAACCGCCCUGUCCCAAAUGACACACAUACACAGACAUUUAGUCCAUGACAGCGUUCGUUCUCUGAGAUGGUUUAGAUUUGUUCUGUUCCGUCCUCAGACCCUUAAGACCCUCUCCCUUCUGUGGGGUCUCCAGGGUUGAUUUUGAGUUAGAGUGCCAACUGCCAAUUUGUCAGCUUUCAGGUUUUCAAUUCCACUGAGUUUGCUAAAUUCAAUUAUUACGUUUUUAGUUUGAGAGUUCUUUUUUCUUCAUAUCUGCCUUGUUAUUUUGAAUAAUAUCUUGUUCCUUCAUCAUACACUCAAUAUCCUCCUUCAUUUCUUUAAAUAGUUAAGAAACCUGUUUUAUAGUCUAUAUUUGAGAUUUCCAAAUCAUCAGUGUUUGGUGGGUCUGAUUCUGUUGUUUGUUUGUUUUUCUUUUACUCAGGAUGGCUUCUUUACUACGCCUAUGUUCCUUGGAAUUUUAUCUCUGGAAAUUUUUAAGACCUGAGUUUAAAAUAUUCCUCUGGAGAGAAUUUGCAUUUGCUUUUGUCUGACUGCUGAUGUUGCUAUCAAAUUCAGAUCACUAAAUUUUCAGCUUGAGUAUUUCAAGAGGCAAUGAGGGAUGGGGCUAGGAGCCACAUAGGUAGGGUGGGUUCUAGCCCUAAAUCAGCUACAGUGCAAUCCUAUGAUUAGGAAUAGACAGAAGGGACUUUCUAGGGUUUUUUCCUCCUUCACCGAGAGCCAUCGCUGAGACAAGCAAGUAUACCCAGUCUUACUCUGUGGAGCAAGGUUUCUUUCUAGUUCAUCUACUAAGGAUGUUGCCUUUGCAAGUUCUUGGCUUUGUGCUGAGGUCUUGGACUUCAUGCACACACACACACCAACUUUGGCCCUAGACUUUAUCUCCUGCCUGCCACAGCAUAGCCUGUUCAUUUUGUACUAGGACAUCUAGUCUGCCAUAUUGCCUCAAGUGGAAACUUCCAUAUUCUUAAAUUCAUCUUAGUAAUACACUUUUGUGAUGUUACAGCAGGAAGAUAACAGGAAAUUAUUCCAUUCUAAUUUCUGUUGAAUUUAUAAUUAAAAGUGUGCACAGGAAUUUAGAAUAGAAAGUAAGAAUAAAUAAAAGGGUUGAGAAAAUAUUAUCUAAAAGCAAUAGACAGUAGAACCAAAACAAGAGAAUCAUAUGACAGGCUUAAAUUUAGUAAUUUAAAGAGUGUUUAUGAAUAGAAAAGAUGUCACGCAAAAAUAAGUUAAAUGACAUGGAUUCCAGCUGUGAUAUAACUGGUUUGUUAUCAUCAAGUCACUUUACCUCUUAGAGUUGCAGUUUCCUUAUUUGCGAAAAAAAUAAUAAUAAGGCCUUUUCGACACCAGGGUUCAUUAUGAGGAUUAAACACAGUAAGAUGUGUCAACUUAUUUUGAAAAGUGUAUGAUGUAAUACGCAAAUGUAAAGUUGUAAAAGAGAUAUUUUAACGUCGUUGUGCCUUUUAAAAACUGUUCUUAUGUAUUUGUUAAAGGGAAUAACGUUUUAGUCAAUAGACAAUUCAUUAUUCAUUUUUUCAGUCAAACAUUUAUUGAGUAUUUCCCCUAUUCUAGAUAUGAUGCUAUGUAUUGGCUUACCUGUCUUCAGGAGCACAAAAUUUAUUAGGGAAAACAAGACAAACACAACUAAUUUUUUAUAAAUGUAGUUGUAAGUAGUAAAUUCAUCUCUUUAAAAUUAUUCUAAAAUUCUGACAUCACUUGUUCUAACUAACCCUCCAUCAUUACCCAUUCCAAAGUAGUGUUCUGUAGUGAGAAAUUACUCCAUGCAUAAUUACACACAACAAAACAUAUAUUUCAGGUAUUAUGAUUAUGGUAAAAAUAACCAAAACCAAAUACGGUCAUUGAGGCUCCAGAAUUUCCUAAAAACUAUAUUUUACAUAUUAUAAGAAUCUGUCUUUUUAUUUUUACAGCCUCCUCUAAGUUUCAAAUUAAAGUAAAUAACCAAUAAAAUUGUGUUAUAUUGAUGACCAACAGUAAGGAAGCAUUCAGUUAGGAAAAGACUAAAUGCUUUGAAGCUAGAUGCUCUGAACAGCUCUUUAUCACCAAAUCAGGCAGGCUGAUAUCUUCUCCAUUUUAUCGUUAAACUUUAGGUCACAAGUCUAAGGCAACAGAGUUACAAACUCAAAAUUUGCAUGAUUAUUUCUAUUUUCUCAUAAAAAAAUAAUUUUGGUAACAUUUCCCAUAAGCAUCUUCUAAUUUAACAGUGGAAUCUUAAAAUCAAUUUCAAAGAUCCAAGCACAAAAAUUAUCUUGGUUUUGAUCUUAGUAUAAAAUACUGUCAAUAAUUAUAAAACAAGAAUUAUAUGCCCUUAGAAUGUGCACUGUUUUAAGCUAUUAAAUUCACCCAUAUUGCAGGCUAUUAUUUACUUGCACUGCAUUAUUAGGUAUUCAUAUUCACAUACUCAAUUAAGAAAAAGUUAGCAAGCCAAGAUUACAUUCCCUGUAGCAUCAUUUUAAAUUAUAAUGAGCAAUCACAUAAAACUCUGGUAUUUCUCUAAAACAAUUAUUACUUAUGUUACUUCAUAGUGUUAAUCUCAAUCAGUGAUCGCUGAUGUGUGAACUUUUUAGCUUAAAUGUUUAUUUUGUUUAUAAUACUUUCUUGAGUAAGAUAAAUUGAACUCAUGAAAAACUCUGUGGCACAGUUUUAAAUAGGAGAUAAUUUGGCAAUACUUAUGUUUAAAAAUGUUUUUUAGGCCGAGGAGUGCUAUAUAUUGUAAAAAACUUGUCCUGAAUAGCUGGUUUCAUAUUAUCUUUUGAUUUUUAAAAUCAUAUAUAUGUGGUUAUGAGGAGGCAAAUUAUCUUAAAAAGAUGUUAGGUGAGAAAAGCAAAUGAUUUGUAAAUCUACUUAAUUUUCUUUUAUUUACAAGUAUUCAAUAAAUCAACUUUUA